AUGCAUGUCUCCAAAAAGUGCAUCUGGUGCGAUGAAUCUCAUUUUGAGUGGUGGAAUGAAGCGCAGCGCCAACGCCACCUCCGCCAAAAGCACAGAGACAAGCUGCUGACUACCCUAGGGGUUUCGGACCUCAAGAUACUGUCGAAUGAUGCAUCGGAAACUGUGGUGCUAGCACUGACCCAAGCCCGUGGCCCGGUGCACGAGGUCGCACCAGACACACGAUGCAAUCCGAAGCCCAAUCUCCAGGUCGCGGUGCCCACGGUCAAGAGCCUCGAGCAGCCGCGACUUCUCUCACAGCCCAGCUUUUCGCCACUCACUCCCAGUCCCGCUAGCUCGGAGGAAUACCAACCGGAGUUCGCGGGGAGCGACUCCGAGUCAGAACGGGGACGGUCAUGCAGACGCCAGAAGAAGGUCGCUGCUCAAAACAUGGCAAAUACAGCUAGGGGUCCAGAGAGGCGAUCAGUUUCCCCUGACUGGAACGCGGUGCUUGGUGAACCAGACCCGUCGUUUGUGCCUGACAACAAGAGCCAGGCACGGGAGAGGACUACAAGUAUCAUACCGCAGGGGACAGAUGCUGUCGCAUCCGCAGUGGCAUAG
Molecule: messenger RNA, 597 nt
Organism: Akanthomyces muscarius
Lineage: Eukaryota; Fungi; Ascomycota; Sordariomycetes; Hypocreales; Cordycipitaceae
Exons: 3
Coding region: 1-597 (198 amino acids)
Source: RefSeq, a predicted model, not a curated record